AUGUCGCAACCACUCGAUCUCUCAAACUUCGACCUUGAGGCCUACAUGAGCUUCUUCCCAACGGACUCCUCUUGCUCAGAUGUCGAGAUCACAACACCUCCAGAUUCCCCAUUCACUGCCCGGGGACCACAGCUGUACCCUGCAGCAGGCGAUGCAACCAUGAACUCAAACUCAAGCUCCGCGACCUCCAACCCAUUCCGGCUGCUUCAUGACAGUAUGCGCGCCCCCUCCUCCGCCCCGUCCUCAAUAUACCAAGCCUCCGCAGCCGAGAUCCAGGAUAGUACCAACCUCCUCUGCGAGUCCUCCCUAUCCGCCACGCCAGCAGCGCAAUUGCCGGACCCUACCUCAAUGACCCAAUCCCCAUCCACGCUACUUUCCAGCGCCGAGGACGAACAAGGAGAAGAAGCGUCCCCCAAGGCUAAACGCCGCUCGCAAAACCGCAUGGCGCAACAGCGCUUCCGUGAGCGGAAGGAGCAGGAAAAGGCCCAGCUUGCCAAUCGUGUCAAGGGGCUUACGAGUGAACUUGGCGCGGCGAUGCAGCGGAUUCAUGAGCUGGAGGCUGAGAAUGAGAGGCUUGUUAUGGAGCUUAAUCUCCUGCGGCCGUGGCAUCGGGAUGUGAUGAAUGUUCUGCUGGCUUAUCCGCCCGGUGGCGCGGAACCGGCGACGACGACGGUCACUAAUCUCGGGUUGGGCGAGAUCCUCUGA
Molecule: messenger RNA, 705 nt
Organism: Aspergillus calidoustus
Lineage: Eukaryota; Fungi; Ascomycota; Eurotiomycetes; Eurotiales; Aspergillaceae
Source: the annotation of a GenBank genome assembly